CGAGCGCGGCUGUGCGCAUGCUCAGUGACCACCCUGGCCGGGCAGCUUCCGCUGGGGCGGAAGGGGGACGAUGGAGGGUCAGAGGUCACAGGUCACAGGCAGCAUGGCCGCUGCAGGGGCCCGCCUGGGAACCCGGGGAGCCGGUGAAGCUGUGGCAGCAGCCCAUGCAUUGUCCCCGCCAGCUGAAGCCUAUGGCAAUGAUCCCAACAUAGAAAUGAUCUGGGCCAUGAAAGCGUAUCAGCACGCUGAAGUCUAUUUUAAUCUUAUUUCCUCUGUUGACCCCAAGUUCCUGAAACUUACAAAAGUUGAUGACCAGAUCUAUGCUGGGUUUAGGAAAAGCUUUGGUGACCUCAAGAUCGAUGUGCUUGACCCAGAGGAGCUCAAAUCGGAAGCAGCCAAAGCGAAAUGGCGCCCCUUCUGUAUGCAGUUUGAUGGGGUAGUUGAAGACUUCAACUAUGGCACCCUGCUCCGUCUGGACUGUACUAAGGACUACACGGAAGAGAACACAAUAUUUGUCACCAGGAUCCAGUUCUUUGCUAUUGAAACAGCUCGUAACAGAGAGGGCUAUAACAAUGUUGUUUACAGCCAUGCCACAGAAAUAAAGUCUGUUGCUGUAGAGAGAGGACUAUCUGCAUGAGGACAGGGAUGGAAAUACUUUACUAGCCACACAUGGAGAUGGAUAGGAAAGGUGAGGAGGAAGAUUCCCUGGUGCCAGGAGCAGUCAUAUAAAGUGGACUCUUACCCAGGGGAGGGAGAAAGAACAAACAAGACUUGGGCUUCAAUGUGAGAAUUUGUCUGCGGUGCUCUUAUGGCAGCAUUUCUGCUAUGUUAACUACUAAGCACCCUGUAAAUAAAUGUUACUGUGCU
Chelonia mydas (Green sea turtle) is the source of this 867-nucleotide messenger RNA. It is a transcript of the gene PBDC1, whose product is annotated as polysaccharide biosynthesis domain containing 1. Gene Ontology annotation, cellular component: cytoplasm. The record is from RefSeq and is a predicted model, not a curated record. The transcript is spliced from 6 exons. Lineage: Eukaryota; Metazoa; Chordata; Testudines; Cheloniidae. The coding region runs from base 71 to 637 and encodes 188 amino acids.